UCAUACUUCAAAUUUUCAGGUCUAUUAUUACAUACCAGCAGCACCACCAGAGCGAAGAAAUCCCGGUGGAGCAAUCCAUCAAGCGUAUAAACGGCUGAGAACCGCAUCAAGAGAACGCCAGAAACGUGAACAGAUUCAUCAGGAAAAGCUUGAUCAGAAUGAUGGAAAAUCUGAAGACGAUGCCUCGGUAUCAGAAGCAAUUAAAUGGCUUGAUCUUAAUGACGCGCCGUGGGAUUUAGUGCUUCAAAAGUGGAUUAAAACCUCGAAAAGACGAUUCACUGACAUUAAGCAGCUCAGAGGAAAUGAUAUUUUUAAGAAAUAUCGUCAUUAUGCCACUAACUAUGGAUUUCAAUUGAUCGACGAGGAUUUUCGUUCUAUGGGAUUUCAGGAGGGCAUACGUGGAUGGCCUAAAAUAAUUUCAAAAUUAAGACCAAUCUUUGUACUAAAGGUGAAGGAUCAAUAUUCACUUUCCGUGCUGGAACAUAUGAUUCGCGCUGAUACUUCUGAAGAUACACAAAUCUGCUGUUUCAUGGUUUUACUAAAUUGUUGUGUACAACCAUGCAAAACGACAAAAACCUUCAAACCAGCUAUUUUGACGGCACAACAAGACAUAUUGCUGUUUGCUCCCAAUAUCGAUGAAGCAAGAGUAGUUAUUCAAGACUUGUUUGAAGCAUACCACGAUCAUAAAAUUCCGCCUUAUCCAAAAAUUGUCAUUAUUGGGCGUGACUUCCAAUCGUUUAGCAAUAAUUUUCACGUGGUUUAUUAUCAAAUACCAUUCUCUAAAAUCACAAAGCUAGUGUGGUAUAGUAUACAGGAAAUCUUGUACGACAUUCGAAGUCCAGCGCAGUACAAAGACGUCGAAAAUAUUAAGAAAAUCUGUCAAUGAUGAUCAGAUGUUUUCAACACAACUGUCAACAAGAUUUCAAUACUAUCGAUGAAUAUGUUGCACAUCUCAAAGGCCACAACUUGAAGGAUACCCGUGAAUAUAAAUGUACUUAUCGAAAUUGCCCUCAAUCACUGUCUUCAUUCUACAAAUUACGACGACAUCUUGAAUGCCACUCGAACGAUGGAAUCCAACAGAUGAACGACUGUCCAAGUUCUUCGAAAAUGCUGAAGAGUGACGAGCACGAAGUUGGAUCUGUGUUAGAUCUUGAAAAGGACAAGAGCGCAGAUGAAACAGCAUGCCCCUCAACAUCAAAUGCAGACAAACUGCAGAGUUCCUUGAGUGAUUUGGAUCAUCUUGCCAUAAACUUCGUUAUUGAUCUUCAUAGGAAGCGAAAUUUCAACCGCAAAGAUGUUACCGAUAUUCUCGGUGGCAUUCGCUCAGUGUAUUCUAAUCUCGGCGAUUUGAUUGCGUCAUCAGCUCCUGCAUCACAAGAUGGGCAAGAACAGUAUACUUUCGAUACAUACGUUAAAAAAGUAUCGAAUAUAUUCGAGUUCGUUGAUACAGAGUAUAAACUGCUGAAGUAUCUCGAGGAAGCUGAUUUAUACAAGAGCCCUGAUGUAUACGUUGUCAAUAUCGAUAAAGUAGAACUAUGCAAAGAAGUCUCCGAAAAAAAAACACAUCUAGUCAUGACCAAUCUGAAAUUUCAAAUUAGGAAAUUUUUCGAAGUUGAUAACAUUUUAAGCGACACUUUAAAGAACAUGGAAAAUCUAAAACAAAAUUCAAACCUACAAAAUUUUGUAAAUGGUGCACUUUAUCGGUCUGUCGAGGAAAAAUAUGCAGGGAAAAUAGUUAUGCCUGUUUUUUUAUAUAGCGACGAAUUUGAGAUCAAUGACCCGUUAAGCGCCCACAAUAAACGACAUUCCAUUUGUGCAUUGUACUAUAGUUUUCCAACCCUGCCAAAUCAAUAUACUGCCAAAUUAUCUAAUAUCUUUAUCGCCGGGGCAAUCAAGAAAGUAGAUAUAUCUGAACACGGAAUUGACAAGUUAAUACAACAUGUUGUAACUAGCUUCCAGGACAUAGAAUCUAAUGGUAUCGUAAUACAUACAAAGACGCAAGAGUAUCAUGUGUAUUUUUCGCUUAUGUUAGUACAAGGGGACAAUUUAGGAAUUCAUCAAAUGUUAAAAUUCUCCGGGUCAUUCGCUGCAAAUUUGUAUUGCAGAUUUUGUACCAGAACAAAAGAUGCCCUGCGUUCAGAUACAGUUGAGUACGAAGACAGUCUUCGGAAUGUUAAAGAUUAUGAAAGAGAUGUUCAGCUAAAACAAUCCGAGUCGGGAUUGACAGGAAAAUCUUUGUUCAACUCGUUAGAUUCAUUUCAUACUAUCAAAAACUACUAUGCAGAUAUAAUGCAUGAUCUAUAUAGUUCUGGUGUUUGUUCAUUUGGCUUCACAGAAGUGCUGAACUAUUGCAUAUAUAAAAAACGAUUCUGUACACUAGAUGAUGUCAAUAACAGAAGAAAAAUGUUAAAUAACUAUAAGUUGGAGCAAGGUCUGAGCCGUAUGCCGGAUAUAGAAGGGACAUUCUUGAAAACAAGUAAGGAAAGAUCGGUCGUACUGCGUAUGACAGCGAGCGAAAUGGCAGUAUGUAUUUUCAAACUUUUUCUGCUUCAUAGUCGGACCUUUUGUCCCUUUGGAUGAUCCAGUAUGGAAGUUCGCCACUAUAUUGAUCAAACUACUCGACAUAAUCAAUCUUCCAUCAUAUUCAUACCAAGACAUAGAUUUGCUAAAGCAAUUAGUUACUGAGCAUCAUACUUUAUAUUUAUCAUUAUUUGAAAAACAUUUGAAGCCAAAACACCAUUUCCUAUUACAUUAUGCAAGAAUAAUAGAAAACAGCGGACCUCUUAGGAAAAUGUCUUGUUUCAGACACGAGGCUAGGCAUAGAGAUUUUAAACAAUAUUUCAAUAGCACUUCCUCUAGGAAAAAUGUAUGUUUCACUAUGUGUUUGAAAGCAUCUCUCAUGUUUUCGUAUGACAUCACAAAUGAAGUAUUUUUUAAAUUGAAUUGCAAAGGUCAUUUUAAUUUGAGUAGAUUGGACACUAAAGAAUAUUAUAAAACUUUAGUAAACAAAAAUUUGUUGAAUGAUCAAGUUGAAGUGUUGUUUAGCCAGAGCUUCAGUUAUAGAAACAAAAUGUAUAGGACAGGAAACUUUCUCACCGUUUCUCUUGGUUCAAAUAUCGAAGUUUAUCAAAUCGUAGAAAUCAUUAAAUAUAAAGAAGAUUUUUUUUAUAGUUUCUCGAUGGAAAAUUAGGAGCUUCAGUGAGCAUUAUCAAGCUUACUGUGUAGGGGAUAAAUAUAACGAGCACUAUUUGUUAAAUAUUACUAUAGUUGAUGGACCUCCGGUAGCCCUUGAAAAUGUUAAUGAUGUUUUAAUGUUAAGGAGGAAGUUAUUUGUUUAUAACGAUUUUGA
Molecule: messenger RNA, 3349 nt
Organism: Armigeres subalbatus
Lineage: Eukaryota; Metazoa; Arthropoda; Insecta; Diptera; Culicidae
Exons: 5
Coding region: 883-2580 (565 amino acids)
Source: RefSeq, a predicted model, not a curated record